Molecule: messenger RNA, 837 nt
Organism: Lagenorhynchus albirostris (white-beaked dolphin)
Lineage: Eukaryota; Metazoa; Chordata; Mammalia; Artiodactyla; Delphinidae
Gene: MED30
Product: mediator complex subunit 30
Exons: 5
Coding region: 147-611 (154 amino acids)
Biological process (GO): positive regulation of DNA-templated transcription
Cellular component (GO): mediator complex
Molecular function (GO): transcription coregulator activity
Source: RefSeq, a predicted model, not a curated record
GUUACGGUGGCGGAAGUCACGGCAGCUGUGUUGAAAUCAGAUCGCCCGGUCUUAGAAGCUUCUGCUCACGCCGAGGCCAGCAACGGUCGGGCGGACCCCCUGACGCCUACUCUGCAGCCCUGCUGACCUGACGCCGCUGCCACGCCAUGUCCACCCCUCCGUUGGCUGCGUCAGGGAUGGCGCCCGGGCCCUUCGCCGGGCCCCAAGCCCAGCAGGCGGCCCGGGAGGUCAACACCGCAUCGCUCUGCCGGAUCGGGCAGGAGACGGUUCAGGACAUCGUGUACCGCACCAUGGAGAUCUUCCAGCUCCUGAGGAACAUGCAGCUGCCAAACGGUGUCACUUACCAUACUGGAACAUAUCAAGACCGGUUAGCAAAGCUCCAGGAUCAUCUUCGCCAACUCUCUAUUCUCUUCAGGAAGCUGCGAUUGGUCUAUGAUAAAUGCAAUGAAAACUGCGGAGGGAUGGAUCCCAUUCCAGUAGAGCAACUUAUUCCAUACGUGGAAGACGAUGGCUCAAAGAAUGAUGACCGGGCCGGCCCACCUCGUUUUGCUAGUGAAGAGAGGCGAGAAAUUGCUGAAGUCAAUAAAAAUUACCUGAAGUUGUUUCUGUGACGAAUUUAACCUACUUAGAGUACAACCCAGGACUAAAAGAAACUCAAACAGAAGAAUCAACAGCUGAAGCAAAUUAUGGAUCAAUUACGAAAUCUCAUCUGGGAUAUAAAUGCCAUGUUAGCAAUGAGGAACUAAACUGAUAUUUAAAUUUCCAGCAUUACACAUGUUAUACCAUUUUUUCCCCCCUCAAGUAUUUUUUCCCUUUAAAGAAGAUUAUUUUAUUCUA